This is a messenger RNA of Penicillium coprophilum, 1236 nucleotides long. RefSeq lists its product as uncharacterized. Lineage: Eukaryota; Fungi; Ascomycota; Eurotiomycetes; Eurotiales; Aspergillaceae. Bases 1 to 1236 code for a protein of 411 amino acids. The record is from RefSeq and is a predicted model, not a curated record. Gene Ontology annotation, molecular function: hydrolase activity. The transcript is spliced from 2 exons.
AUGGACGAUUUGACUCCUCUACGAGACCUGAUUCGGUCUCACCCACUAAUCGACAACCAUGCCCACAAUCUUCUAAACCGCGAGUCGGCCACCGACCACGAGAAUUACCCAUUAGAGGUCAUCACCACCUCAGCACACGGUCGCGCCCUAGAAAAUGCCAACACCACCCUCCCCUCGCUGCGAGCGAUAACCCAGCUCUCCGAGCUCUACGGCAACCCUUGCGCAAAUUGGACUGAUGUGAAAUCCACCCAUGAUCAAAACGUGCGCGAAGACUACAACGGCCUCAUCCGAAAAUCCUUAGAAGGCACGCACGCACUACUACUCGACGACUACCUCAGCGACGACGAAGACAUUGAACCUUCCAGCUGGCACGAUAGUUUUACCGCCUCAGCGACAAAGCGCAUCGUGCAGGUCGAAGCCCUAGCAGAAUCUACAGUCCUGGAUGUAUCGAACGCGCGCAAAAACGGCGAGUCAGUUUGGAACAAUUUCCGACAGCGGUUCCAGGACGCUCUCGGUGUGGCUUUGGACGAUCCCAACAUCGUGGCCUUCAAAUCGGAAAUCUGCUGUCGAACUGGAUUGGACGUCGAUGCGUAUUCCUCCGAUGAUACAACUCUGGGCGGGUCAUUGAUUCGCAUCCUCGAUUCUGGAACCACCAGAUCCGGCUUCGAGGUCGAUGAUAAGGGCAUCUGCGACUGGAUAGUUCAGCAGACGCUGAAAGCAAUCACGUUCAAAAAGAAGGCCGGUGUUGCAAAGCCUUUGUUGUUUCACAGAGGCCUCGGAGAUAAACGGGUUAAUCUUUUGCGGGCCAACCCUGCUUGUCUGCAGCCUUUAAUCGCACAGUAUGCCGAUGCGGAUAUCGUGCUGUUGCAUGCUGGAUAUCCUUACACGCGCGAAGCGGGUUAUCUGGCUUCUGUCUAUCCCAAUGUCUAUGUUGAUUUCGGCAAGGUCUUUCCCAUGGUUAGCCGAGAGGCGCAGGUGAAGGUAUUGAGAGAAGGUUUGGAGCUUGCGCCUACCAAUCGUCUGCUCUGGAGUACCGAUGGCCGGUUGCACCCGGAGACGUUCUGGCUGGCUAAUCGGCAGUUCCGGCAGGCUUUCGAGACGGUGCUUGUGGAUUACGUUCAAAAUGGCGACUUCACAACGUCCCAGGCCAUGAAGAUAGCCGCUGAUGUUCUGUUCAAUAACUCCAAUCGCCUUUACAGCCUCAACUUGACGUCAUCCUACACACCUGCAGAGUAA